Molecule: messenger RNA, 244 nt
Organism: Candidula unifasciata
Lineage: Eukaryota; Metazoa; Mollusca; Gastropoda; Stylommatophora; Geomitridae
Source: the annotation of a GenBank genome assembly
UUCGGAUGGACAAGGAGUUUGACGAUGAUGUCCUUGAAGUAUUCAACUCUGCUACCGCCAAGUGGGAAGCGGUGUGUAAGGAAGGAUGGACGCCGGAGUUCUCUGACCUGACUUGCAGACAGCUUGGAUACAAGAGUGCCCUAACAACGGUGUAUGUCCAGGAAUCUUCACUGAACAAGUCUAAGAUUUCUGAGCUCAGAAAUGGUAGUGAGACAGACAAGCUGCAGAGCUACCUCCAGAAGGG